CAGGGAUGCCCCAGUGCUUUAGAGUCUGUGUUUGCUCUGACAGUGCAGAGAACCAAGGAGCGAAUACACUGAUAUGAAGGAGCCAGGACAAACAGAACAAAUACAGAAACAAUCUCCGGACAUGUUCUGCAGAUGUUUUUCCUUCUUCGGUCUGUGUCUUUUCCUUCCAACUCAAAGGAGCUCUCUGGGCCACGGCUCCAGCCUGCACAGCAGGGGCACAGCAUCCCUCCCUGGAUUUGAGAACCUCACCAUGGGCUACAACAAAUACCUGAGGCCCUACUUUGGUGGAGAACCCGUACAAAUUGCAAUGAGUCUGGACAUUGCAAGUAUUUCUAGCAUAUCUGAGAGUGACAUGGAUUACAUAGCCACCAUCUCCCUGCGGCAGUACUGGACAGACCCUCACCUGGUCUUCCAUGGCAAUGAGAGCUUCACGCUGGAUGCUCGCCUGCUGGAGCUGCUCUGGGUGCCAGACACCUACAUCGUGGUGUCCAAAAGGUCCUUCCUGCACGACGUCACCGUGGGCAACCGCCUGCUCAGGCUGUUCUCCAACAGCACUGUCCUCUAUGCCUUGAGAAUCACCACUACUGUUGCCUGUAACAUGGACCUGUCAAAAUACCCCAUGGACACACAGACAUGCUGACUACAGCUAGAAAGCUGGGGCUACGACGAGAGCGAUGUCACCUUCUUGUGGCUGAGGGGGAACGACUCGGUGCAGGGCCUGGAGGGGCUGCAGCUGUCCCAGUACCGGCUGGAGCGCUACCACACCCUGGUGUCCCGCUCCAGGUAGGAGACAGGCAGUUACCCACGACUGAUAUUACAGUUUGAACUGAGAAGAAAUGUCCUUUACUUCAUUUUGGAGACCUACGUGCCCUCCACUCUGCUCGUCAUGUUGUCCUGGGUUUCUUUCUGGAUCACCCUGGACUCAGUGCCUGCCAGAACCUGCAUUGGAGUUACAACAGUGCCUUCUAUGACAACUCUGAUGAUCGGCUCCCGAAGUUCCCUUUCAAAAACCAGCUGUUUCAUUAAGGCCAUUGAUGUUUAUCUUGGCGUCUGCUUCAGCUUCAUCUUUGGUGCCUUUGUGGAAUAUGCAGUGGCUCACUACACCUCAUCACAGAAGUGUGCAGCUAAAGUGCCAGCAGAGGGGCCUGCAAAUGAACUGACUGAAGAAAUGGAAGAAGUUAACAUCACCAACAUCCUCAACAAUUCCAUCACCAGCUAUAAACAGAAAAUCAGCUUCACAAGCAUUGAGAUUUCCAGUGAUAAUGUUAACUGCAGUGACUUGACCAUGAAAAGUCAUGAGAAAAUCAAAUGUGUCUUGAGAAACAAAAUGCACAGGAUUAUUGGUUAUUUCACAAUUCAGAACCCUGGCAAUGUGGACCACUACUCUAAAUUGCUUUUCCCUUUGUUUUUCAUGGUGAUCAAUAUGUUUUAUUGGGCUUAUUAUCUAUAUUUUUAGUAGAAAUUAGUUGCUUCAUUCUACUUCAGCAGGAGAGGAAUUGUGCCAGUGGGCAUCCAGGUACCUAACCUCAGUGAAUUCAAUGUGGACAAAAAGCUUCCUUGUGUUUCCUGAGGUUCCCAGCAGAAGUGUGAGAGGUGUGCCUGCAUCAGCAGCAGUGGCUGACAGCAGCUCUGUAGCUCUGUGGCUGUGCUGGGCUCUUCUGCUCCUACCUACAUUUCAUCCCACACCUCACCUGGCUGGAGAUGGCUGUGCAGGACUGCACUGGCAGCUACAGAUCACCACAGGUGACAGAAUUAUUUUGGCAGCUUGGAGCAGGUUGGAACCUUCAAGCUGAGAUGUCCUAGAGGAUGUAUGGGAUCAUGACUGUUAUUCUUUGUUUGCCAGAGAGAACAGAGGGGCUGUGACUGCUGCCUCAAUAGCUGCUGUGUUGUAGUGAGAACCCUGGGGCAGCAGCAGGAGCUCGGAGCAGGGCAGCACAGGGGGAUUGCUCCCGUGCGUGGCACUGCUUUGUCCCGGGUGCUGCAGUGCCAGGACAGUGAUUCGGAACUGCAGUGGUGUCUCUCUGCUUUGAACAUCUGUCACCCACUGUGGAAACCCUCACCUGCUGAAGUUCUCCAGCCCUGAGACAGAUGGAGGGCUGCUGCUUGUAGAGCUGCAUUUUCUCAGAGAUCUGGGAAUAUGAAAUAGAGGCAGCAAAAUCAUUUUGUAACCCAUCUCUUGUACUCUUCCUGCUGUACUGCAGUUGAACAGAUUCUACCACUUUCCAUGUCCUCCUCACAAAUUAUUUUUUUGUCCUGGAGAGUGUUUCCUUCAGCCUUCACUGCUACAAGCAACUCUCACUCCUUGCCAGCCAUAGGCACAAGUGGCCUAUUUGUCAUCCCCUCCUUUAUGUGGCUGUGCAGCUGUGCUGUCAAGCUGUGCAAGUCAGCAGUGCUGCUGGGUGAAAAACAUGUGUGGGUUGGAGUAGACUAGUCUAAAUCACCCUUUCACUCUCUGUUUCAGGCUGAAACACUGUCAUUUUUUUUUAAAACAUCCUAUUCUACAUGAGCUCUGGAAACUGCCCAAAAUCAGCUUUGUUUGUUCUGCAAUCAGCAGGAAAUAGAGUUUUAUUUUAAAGAUAAAUGAAAUGUUACAUUACAGUUACAUUAAAGAACCAAAUGCCAUUUGGUGCUGUGUAGCUUGUAAAGGAGUGUUUUAUGGCAGAUUCCCCCACCCAGCACCCUGCUCUGGUCUGUGCUUUCACCACUGAGAGGGCACAGUGCUGCAGUUAGAUGGGCACAGCUGGAACUGCCUGCAGUGGCUCCAUUCAGCUCCGUUCAUCAGAAUUCUGGCUGGGUGAGGCCUCUCAGUUUGUAGAUUAUGUUACAGUCUCAGCACGCAGUGUUUGCUUAAGGAUCUCUUCUUGGGGGCUCCUAGAGAAGGUGAGCAGAGCACGUGAAACUAUAGAUUUUUUACUUUAAUAACUUUUUAUUGAACCACUUCACCAUGCUGUACUGAGAGGGAUCUAACCCACAUAUUCAUAAAUCAUUGCUUUUACUAAAAGCAGCACAAGAAGACAGAGGGGAACAGGCUGACCAUGGCAAGUGGAUAAACACAAACUCCAAUAAUGAAGUGUUGGCUUGUAUAUACUGGCAUUUGAAGUCCAUUCCAUUAAAUGUAAUAAAGUGAAUGUUUGUGAUAUGAA
This is a messenger RNA of Catharus ustulatus (Swainson's thrush), 3143 nucleotides long. It is a transcript of the gene GABRP, whose product is annotated as gamma-aminobutyric acid type A receptor subunit pi. Gene Ontology annotation, molecular function: neurotransmitter receptor activity; GABA-A receptor activity; extracellular ligand-gated monoatomic ion channel activity. The record is from RefSeq and is a predicted model, not a curated record. Gene Ontology annotation, biological process: monoatomic ion transmembrane transport; chemical synaptic transmission; signal transduction. Gene Ontology annotation, cellular component: GABA-A receptor complex; synapse; membrane. The transcript is spliced from 10 exons. Lineage: Eukaryota; Metazoa; Chordata; Aves; Passeriformes; Turdidae.